AUGGCUGAUACCUCCGCCGCGGCAACGGCAACGGGAGCCGUCCCUGCAGAAUCCCCUGCGCAAAAGCAAGCACGCCUUAGGAGGGAGCGACGAGCGGCCAAGCUGCAAGAUGGCGAGAAUCGGCUGCAAGCCAUCACCGCGCUCCAGGGUGGUACGCACAGAGAUGUGAAGAAAGAUCUACCAGCUAAACCCUCUCCCUCUGCGUCUCCGAAGCCCGGACUCUCGGGGACAGCCACACCUGACCCCGCCGAAAUUGACAUCUCGGAGCACCACUACACCCCCGCCGCACAAGCCCGCCUGCCCUCGCCCUUUGCCUUCGAUGAUGGCGCGUCUCCCCAAUUCGGUGCGGGGCAGGGUCCACCUGGGCAGGAUGACAUGAUGGCAAUGCUGCAGCAGAUGAUGGGCGGUGGAGGGCCAGGAGGUAUGCCAGGGGCACCAGGACAGUCAGGCGAUCUCCCACCGGGUCUUGCGAAUCUUAUGUCCGCCAUGGGGGGCGGAGGAGCUGCACCCGAGCCGUCCCCAGAGCAGUCGUCUGCAUGGCUAUGGAGGCUAGUCCACGCCCUCUUUUCCUUCGGCCUCGCGGUGUACAUUGUACUCCGUACGCCUUUCACCGGCUCAAAACUCUCCCGCGAGUUCCACGGCGAUAACGACGACUGGGCGAGCGACACCUCGGCGGCCGAGACCUUUGCGCAUUUCUUCUACCUGUUCGCUACCUUCGAAGUCGUCCUCCAGACCUCGCGCUACUACAUCGAGCGCGGUCGGUUGCAAGGAAGCGGUAUCCUCAGCACCAUCGGCGGACUGCUCCCAGAGCCAUACGCAGGAUACGUGAGGGUCAUCGGACGGUACAGCGUGAUAUACAGCACGGUGGUGAGCGACGCCAUGGUCGUGGUCUUCGUGCUAGGUGCGGCCUCAUGGUGGAAGGGCGGUGCGGCGGCAUGA
Messenger RNA from Paraphaeosphaeria sporulosa, 939 nucleotides. RefSeq lists its product as uncharacterized. The transcript is spliced from 2 exons. NCBI's taxonomy places the organism in Eukaryota, Fungi, Ascomycota, Dothideomycetes, Pleosporales, Didymosphaeriaceae. Gene Ontology annotation, biological process: retrograde vesicle-mediated transport, Golgi to endoplasmic reticulum. The record is from RefSeq and is a predicted model, not a curated record. Bases 1 to 939 code for a protein of 312 amino acids.